Scomber japonicus (chub mackerel) is the source of this 1517-nucleotide messenger RNA. RefSeq names its product RNA-binding protein 43 (gene rbm43). Lineage: Eukaryota; Metazoa; Chordata; Actinopteri; Scombriformes; Scombridae. Bases 1 to 1500 code for a protein of 499 amino acids. The transcript has 3 exons. The record is from RefSeq and is a predicted model, not a curated record.
AUGGAGAGCAGAAGGAACAUGGUGGAGGUUUUGGGGGUGCCAGAGGUUUUACCAGCUGAGAGGACAGUCGAAAAACUGGAGGCUUAUUUCCUCUCAAGCAGGAAUGGAGGAGGAGAGGUGCUGAAGGUGUUGUACCCCUGUUACCAGGCGGGACAGGCCUUCAUCAUAUUUGAGAGGCAGGACGUUGCUGCUAAUGUCUUGAGAAAGAGCCGUCACAUGUUGGAGGUGAAUCAUCAACAGUAUCGUUUAACAGUGAAAGCAGCGGACAGUCCUAAGAUGAAUCUCCCAGUGGAGGCAAUGAUACAUUUGAAAAAUUUCCCAGAUAAGAAAAUGGUGCUGGAAAUCCUCAAGUCACACGGCUUCACGUUGAUGGACAUGAACAGUGAUCAGGUGCGUGUCAAAGGUUCAUUUUCGAAGCUCAGAGAUGUUAAGGCCCAAUUGGAGCAGCUUCAAAACCAGACGAGGAUACCACUGUCCUCUUCACCUGUCCAGAGCACUUCCUCUGGAGCAAUAUCCAAAUACUACACCAAGCACAGCUCAUAUGUGUCAGAUGGUAAAGGAAACCACUUAAAAUACAGAGACAAGCCUUCGCCUACUUCGCCUGCUUCACCAUCUUCACCCGACACCUCCUUAUCUUGGAGGUCAGGCUCUUUUCACAACCGACCCACCUCUGCAGAGUCCAGAGCUGCUUUUUCUCAGAGACCAGAUCAUAGUAUGUCAUUCAGGCGAGGGACAGAGUCCUUUGUCGUGGAUGCAGAUGUGUUAAAGUACGCUCGCCGGUUGAGAAAAAAAGAUAUUGAAGGCAUACUGGCCAGCCAUGAUGUUAGACUAGAAGAGGUUCAAGUUGGCAAUAACAUGAAUAUCACUUUACAAGGGAAGAGUGCAAAGAUGGCUGCUGGAAAACUACAGAGCCUUUUGAAUGAUCUCAGCAAGUCUCUGCGCACUCAGGAAGUUCUUCUGAAGGACAUGGAUCGUGACAGCCAGGCUCUUCUGGAGAAAAUUCAGAAGGACAAAAACAUUUAUAAGUCAGUACUCGUCUGUGUGAUGAGUGACAGACUUCACCUCAUAGGACCGUCUGGCGAGAGCUAUGAGUUGAAGCAGAGGCUGUCAGGAAGGCCAGUUGACCACUCAGGGCGUACAGGGAGAACAUUUGACAGAGACUCCAGGAAGAGGAGCCACUCACUGCCCCCACUCACUGGAAAGACCGCAGGAAGAGAAAGGGAUGCCAAUGCUAAUCCAUCUCCUGUCGGUGCCCGAGGUUAUUCUCCGUCAAAGUACCAGGAUGUUGGAGAGGACGAUGAUGAGCCGGAGCGGGUAUCUACCGGUUGUUUUGGUAAACCUACUUUAAGAAGAAGCCAGUCAAUGUCCCGUAUGAAAAACUGUCCAGAAAAGUCUAAUGGUCACAUGCAAGACAAAAAAACUGAAAGGACACCUCGUAGUUUUUUCAGAACCCCUUUGUUGAAAUUAUCUGGAAAGCAAUCAUUUCGUCCGAAAAAAUAAGCAGCCAAUCUAUGUUA